Molecule: messenger RNA, 3594 nt
Organism: Ictalurus furcatus (blue catfish)
Lineage: Eukaryota; Metazoa; Chordata; Actinopteri; Siluriformes; Ictaluridae
Gene: rbm4.1
Product: RNA binding motif protein 4.1
Exons: 3
Coding region: 977-2263 (428 amino acids)
Biological process (GO): mRNA splicing, via spliceosome
Cellular component (GO): nuclear speck; cytosol
Molecular function (GO): zinc ion binding; mRNA binding
Source: RefSeq, a predicted model, not a curated record
UUAAGUUCCUACAGUUUUGUUUUUUUUUUUUUUUUUUUUACAUUGCAUUUAAAGCAUUUGAUACUCUUAUCCAGAUUUAUGCAGAAGUCCUCUGUAGUCUCCAUCAUAACGAUCCUCAACCUAUUACAAAUAGGUCAAGGUGUAAGAAAACCUAUCAAGCUAAAAGCUUGUUAAAGAGAAGUUAGAAAUAUUUGACUGGUCAGUUUAAUCCUAAAUCACAAGUAGGCCUGUUGGUGGAAAUUUCAGAAAUUAAAAAAAAGAAAAGCUCUAUGUCUCCACACUCUACAUCAAUACACUAUCUGGCCAGAAGUUUGUGGGCAUUUGUGAGGUCAUGCACUGAUGUUGGGCGAGGAGGCCUGGGGUGCAGUCAGCGUUCCAGUUCACCCCAAAGGUGUUCAGUGAGGUGAAAUUCAGGGCUCUGUGCAGGACACUCCAGUUCUUCCACUUCAACCUUGACCAACCAUGUCUUCAUGGAAAGGGAAAGCAAUGCUACAGCAUACAGAGACAUCCUACACAACUGUGGAAAACAGUUUGGGGUAGCAAAUGGUGUGGAAAGGAAGGAGUGUGACGGUCAGGUGUCCACAAACCUUUGGUCAUACAGUGCAGCUUAAAAUGUCCACAUUAACAAAUAAUAGAUGGCUUAUCGCUGAAAAUGAAUUUGCACUCAAAGGGUGUGUGAAAACGUGUUUUGCAGUUAAAGGGAUCAGUGUGUAAAAAAGUUUGUGAACCCCUACUUUACACUGCAGUGUGUUCAACCUUACAUUUGGUUAAGAGUUCGUUUAAUUCAUGCCUCUAGUAAUGAACGUGUUCUAUCGCUGUGUGUGUGCGUGUGUGUGAGUGCGCGUGUGAAUGAGAGCGAGAGAGAGAGCGUGUGCGCGUGCGCGUGUAUGUGUGUGUGUCCUCGCCAUUUGAAGCCAGACCGGCGAUUUCUCAAAAACUACUGUAAAGGCCUGAGUUGUGACCUCAACGCACCAGAAUGGUCAAAAUCUUCGUAGGGAACCUUUCCCCAAACACAACUACAGACGAGCUUCGGUCCUUGUUCUCUCAGUAUGGUAAAAUAUCCGAGUGCGACAUCGUGAAGAACUUCGGCUUCGUCCACAUGGAAAACAAAGCCGAGGCUGAGGAAGCCAUUCGCAACCUUCACCAUUAUAUGCUCAACGGUCUGGCCAUGAAUGUGGAGAUGAGCCGAGGGAAACCCAAAGCCUCCACCAAGCUCCACGUAGGCAAUAUCAGUAGUAGUUGUACUAACCAAGAGCUGCGGGCCAAGUUUGAAGAGUUUGGCCCUGUGGUUGAGUGUGACAUAGUAAAGGAUUAUGCCUUCGUCCACAUGGAGCGGGUAGAGGACGCGAUGGAGGCCAUCCGAGGCCUAGACAACACGGCAUUUCAAGGCAAACUGAUGAGCGUGAAGCUUUCGACUAGCCGCCUGCGUACAGCGCCGGGAAUGGGAGAGAGAACGGGUUGUUAUCGGUGCGGGCAGGAAGGCCACUGGUCCAAAGAGUGCCCACUGGACCAGAACGGCUCCUAUCGUGAGGGCCAGGGCUCAGAGGGAUAUGGCGCUCCCCGGUUCGGUACGAGUGGCGGCGGUGGUGAUCGCGGUUUCCAACAGGGCUUCAAUGGCGAACCGAGCUUUGGCAGCAACUAUGGGCCUGUGCAAGGCUUCUCCCGUGGUACUGGUUAUGGGGGUCCUGGGUAUGGCAGGGGCAUGGGCAUGGGCACAGGCAUGGGAACGAGCACAAGCACGGGCACGGGCUAUAAUGGUGCGAUGAGUUUCGGUGUCGCGGCGGGAUACGGCAUGGGCGCGACGUAUGGCAGUGAGGCGGCAUACAGCAGUGGCGUCAGCUACGGCAGCGCGGUGCCCGGGUUCCCUGCGCGGCGAGCGUCCUAUGAUGAACGGGAUCCGUACGGGGUGGUGGACUACUACGAAAAGUAUCGUGCGCGUCCCUAUGGAGGCAAUUAUUUUGAUGACAGACAAGCUGUCCCGCUUCCCGGCCCUCCUCCUCCCCCUGCGUCCUCGGCCAUAAGCACAGAGCGCAUGCCCUCGUCUAGCCUUGACCUCUAUGAGCGAAAUCCCCUUGCUCCUCCUCAGGCUCCGGGUUCUUCGUACUACGGCCGUGAUAGGAGCCCAAUUCGAAGGCUCCCCCUCGAGGUGGAAGGAUACGCGUAUGAUCGUGCGCAUGUCGCCCCCAUCUCUUCGCUUCCUCGGAGCUCUGCGUUUGACAUGCCGCGGGAUCCUUACGCCGACCGGGCACGCUAUGCGUAUUAAGCUAACACCUGUGCGCGAUUCAUAAGUGUGCACAACACAGACUAUACAGUACAGUGGAUGUUGAUACAGCUAGUGAUGUUUUUUGGACGCGUCUAGCAUUCUGUAUUGAGUAGUAGUCAUGCUAUCAUGUGAAAUAUUCUGUGGUCGAUUUUUGUUAUUGUUUAAGCUUAUUCAAACGGUGCAGUCAUAAUCCUAGCAGAAAAUCCUUGAUUGCUCUAAUGAUUAACUGGUUGUGUUGUGAUGACUCUUUUUUUUUUGCAGGUGUCCUUCAAUCAUGCCUCCACAGACACAGUCAUUCAGUCAUCACUUUUAACCAUACAGUGAAUACUAUGGUGCUUGAGUGUGGUGGAGCAGAUUAGGUGCUUUAUUCUAAUAGUUGUAUUACUUGUAGGUGUUAUCAGAGUAGCAUUUCAUUAACAUCUUCAGAUUGGUUUCAGUUUCUUGGCUUUUUUUUUUAAUCUCCCAAGGAGAUAAAACAAUGAUUAGAUCCAUACUGAAUCCUGCUCGAGUAGUUGGGACAAUUCCACAUUUUGAAUUCUGUAAGCUUUUACAUGUAAGGCACAUAGGAAUACUAAUUAAGGAAUAAUAUCUAUAAUCCUCAACUGGGUGGGGUUUAAAUUCUUUUUGAUGUUACAUGGUUUUUAAUGUAGAUGUGGACUAAUCUACUUAAAAAUGUUGUAAUAUGAAAUCAAAAUUGGAGCAAAUCGAUAUGUAGUGUAUAGAAUAAAUCAGCUGAAACCAGGUAUAUUGCAGAUUGAGACCUACCUGUAGAUUUUGAACCGAACGAGUAAAUAUCAGCUUUGAUCUGAAAAGUCAGAUUGAAGAGCAGUCGUAAAAUUUCUUUGUGAUUUUCUUUCUUUGUUGAAACUCGUUAUGUGAUUUCUGUUACUAUCAAAAAAAAGAAGAGUUUUGGUACUUGCUUAGAAUUCAGUGAUUAUUUUUUAAUACUGUUGGUUUUGUUAUUUCUGUGAGGGAACAAUCAGUUCACCUCCUGUGCUUCACAAUUUUUCAGCAUGAAUAUUCAUCAUGAAGGCCAGCUUCUACAGUACUUCAUACAAUUUCAUACAAAAUAUAACUCUGUUUGACUAUUGUAAAUGUACUGACCCCUUUAGUAAAUUUAUAGAUCUGUACUACAUAAAAUUAGACCACUACAAAGUGUGUUAUGAUGUUUUUAAUUAAAUGAACCAAUUUCUUGUGUAAUAAAAUGAUCCCAGUGGAAAGGUCAUAGGCAGCAGUAGUAGUAGCAGCAGUUGCACCGGCGAUAGGAUUUAUCCUUGUAAUAUUAAAAGUUGUACUGCAAUUUAUUCCUUAAUAAAGGCAAUGUAUGCAGA